Molecule: messenger RNA, 2975 nt
Organism: Dama dama (fallow deer)
Lineage: Eukaryota; Metazoa; Chordata; Mammalia; Artiodactyla; Cervidae
Gene: EMB
Product: embigin
Exons: 11
Coding region: 473-1633 (386 amino acids)
Biological process (GO): axon guidance; dendrite self-avoidance; homophilic cell-cell adhesion
Cellular component (GO): plasma membrane; axon
Molecular function (GO): cell-cell adhesion mediator activity
Source: RefSeq, a predicted model, not a curated record
UUUCCAUCCUCAGUCCCACUAAAGUAAAUAAGUGAACCUUGGUUUAUAUGAGCUGCAGAGAUGUGUGCACCUGUGCGCAUAUAGUGUGCUGGUGAAUCUAUAGAUAUUAAGGGUUUCGCUCUCUCCCCCAGGAGAUGGGCUAGGCGUCGCCUGCCAGCGUCUUUAGCAACCUCCCUCCCUGACCUGCCCGGCGGAGAGGACGGAGGCGGAGGUGACCACCGCACAUCCGGGCGCGCCUGUAGGCGGCAGCGCGCUGCCUAAUUGAUGGAGAGCCGGACGGUCCUGCGGGUCGGCUGCGGGCGCGGUGCGAGUGUCUCGGCGUAGGAGGGCAGGGCGGCCGGCCCCUCCCACCCCGCCUUUUCUCGAGUGUCCACACCGGGGCCUGGCAGCCGGCGCCGGGCUGCGGGCGAGUGUGCGCGGCGACACCGAAGGCGGUUGGGUGUAGGAGGACCGCGGCUGACCUGUUGGCGUCAUGCGCGCCCUCCAGGGUCUGCGGGGGCCCCGGACGCCGUCCCUGCGGCUGCUCCUGCUGUGCUUCCUCGCCACGGUGCGCCGGAGCUUGGAGGACGGCCUUUCCACAGCUGCACCUUUUACAAGUCUACCUGUCCAGGAAGAAAUUAUGACGACAAAGUACUCUAAUCUUUCUUUGGAGAGUCAUAACAUAUCAGUGACUGCCGCACCUUAUACAAGUCUACCUGUCCAGGAAGAAAUGAUGACAAAGUACUCUAACCUUUCCUUGGAGAGUCAUAGCAUCUCAAUGACUGCUAUGCCUAUGAAAGAAAAUAAUAAAGGGAACCAAAUCUGUGUUGACAGAGGAAUAAUGCUUCAAAGGAAUGUUACAUUAGAAAACUCCAAUAUGCCAGUAGAAAAAAAUAUCACUUUAGAAAGACCUUCUAAUGUAGAACUCACAUGCCAAUUCACAUCUGGAGAUUUGAAUUCAGUAAAUGUGACUUGGAAAAAAGGUGAUACAUUACUUGAGGAUAAUUAUCUCGUCAAUGCAACGGGAAGUAUCCUGUAUACCCAAUAUAGGGUCGCCGUCAUUGACAGCAAACAGAUGGGAAGCUAUUCUUGUUUCUUUGGCAAGAAAAAGCAACGAAAGGGUACAUUUAAUUUGAAAGUUCCUGAAGUUAAUGGAAAAACCAAACCAUUGAUCACUUACGUGGGGGAUUCAGUUGUCUUGAUGUGUAAAUGUCAAGAUUGUCUUCCUUUAAAUUGGACCUGGUACGGUGGCAAUGGGAGUGUACAGGUUCCUAUUGGUGUUCCAGUGAAUGAUAAGCAUGUGAUCAGUAGAAAACAUGCUAAUGAAACAAGCCUGAAGAUAACGCAACUUUCAGAGGACGACCAGGGAACUUACUGGUGCCAUGCAAUAUUCGAGUUAGGGGAGAGUGAAGGACACGUUGAACUCGUCGUGCUCAGCUAUUUGGUACCCCUUAAAGCAUUUUGUGCAAUAGUUGCUGAGGUUGUUCUCUUAGUGACUAUUAUUCUGCUUUUUGAAAUGUAUACUCAAAAGAAAAAGAAGCCCUCAGAUGAUGGGAAAGAAUUUGAACAAGGUGAAGAGCUGAAAUUGGACGAUAGCAAUGGUAUAGAAAAUAGUGGCCCCAGGCACAGAAAAAAUGAAUCCGUGGGCCAGUGAGGGACAAACAUCAUGUCAAGAGUCCCAGGAAGACGUACAGAGAGUUUGCAUUUCAGCUUUAUUUCUGCUUCUUGUUAAGAACGUGUGAUUUUUUACUUUUAAAAGGAUGAAAAGUUUAUGUAAAAUGCUCAGUAGUAGCUUUGUAAAUAAUAUAUGCAAUUUCAGAUCUACAGAUAUAUUUUCAUUCUGUAUUUUACAAUAAAGCAAGGUAAAUUGUAUUAAGUAUGUGCUAUGAGCUAUAACCCAGGAUAAUUAAUUUCAUUCCAGUCCUUAAGGGACAUGCAGAACAGACACCAGCAAAACCAGAGUGAAUGAGUGAAUGUCACUCAAGACCUGUUUAUAACCAAAGAAUUCAUUAAAAACAAAGCUUUGCCAUUUGUCUUAAAAAGGUUUUUUCCCCAAUCAUGUUUACUAGGUGUAGAAGUAUUUGUAAUAAUUUCAUGUAAAGUUCAUUCUUCAGUCAUAUUGAAAAGAAGUGUCAUCAAGGGGAAAUUAGCACUUUCUACCUUUGUUAAUGAUGGUUACUGUGCAGUCACCACAAGGAAAACAUACUUUUCCUAUGAAAACAUUGGUUGAAGGCAAAGAAAUAAAACCGUACACUUGCCCCGAUUCUCCAUCACCACAGAAGCAAAUUUCUCAGUCUCAUUCCACUCAUCUCCACUGUUUCCCCACAUUAAGCUAAAGUGAUUCUUAGACUUCCUAGAGAGCAUUUAUUUUAAGCUGUGGGUUUUGGAUUUCUUCAGUUACAGCUGUUGUUGAUGUAGGAUUAAGGUUCACAUAGACAUGAUGUCUCACUGCUAUAGGCAUGCUUCUGUGUUUCAUGGUGUUAUCCAUGGCUGGCUAAAUAUCUCAAAAAGCAUCAUUAGUGGAUUAUAAUACUAAUGCCUUUGUCUGAAAUCAAGAAGUAUUAAAGUUAUUCUAUGUUGUUGCCAGUGCCUUAGGCUUUCUAUUGUGUGUAUAACUAAACUAUCUUAUAAAACUCAUUGUAAGCAAGUCGAAUGAAAUCUGAAUAGACAUGAAAAGUUGUCAGUGGCUUUGAAUGGAAUAUUGGUAUCAUGCAGCAGGAUACUAGGUUAGGUUGAAGACAAUAUGUGAAGCCUGCUGAGGGGUCCUUGGUGCUUAUGAGUCCACUGUCCCCCAGCUCACAGUGCAGCAGGGAUCAGAACAAUUACAGGCAAAGAGGGACGGUUUGGGAUGGUGGUGAAGAAUCCACAGUCUUGGUGACCUAGGGGAUUAAUGCUUGAAAAAGAGAAGUUCAAUUAUUUGAAAAAAAAUGCUUUAUAGAAAUUUGUAUGAUAUUCUGGGUGAAAAAUUAUAAUAAAAUUGAGAUAGUGAAAAAGUA